GAAAAAAGUCCGAUGAUCCAUCGAACCGAAGGCUUUGCCUUUUCUUAAUUACGUAGCGUCCAGCGUCUCCCUCUCCACCCCCCCGUCGUUUUGUUUUUUUUUGCUUUUCUGAGACGUUUGUGAAGUGGUAAUUAGCUCUUGGAGAAUAAAACCGGCUGAUUUGGACGGGUCGGAGCAUUUUGGGGCUGAGAUGGCUGACGGGAUGGUCGCGUUUCUGCUGCUCGGCUCGCUGCUCCUCGCUCUGCUGCAGCCUUCCCUCCAGGGAGGAGUGUAUCCACCUGCAGGUACUGGAAUUGGUGGCUAUCCAGGUGGAGGUGCAUUACCAGGAGGUGGAUUUUAUCCAGGAGGCGCAGGAGUCCCGUACAAACCGGCCAAAGCUGCAGUAGGUGGAUACGGACCUGGUGCUGGAGGCCUCGGCACUGGUGGGUUUGGUCUCGGAACUGGAAUCGGCGCAGGAGGUCAAGGACUAGGCGCUGGUGGAAGGCCUGCAAAACCAGGUUAUGGAAGCUUUGCAGGUGGCGGCUUGGGCGCUGGAGGACUUGGAGGUUAUGGGGGAUACGGAGUCUAUCCAGGUUUUGGAGGUGGAAUUCAGCCAGGUGUUGGUACUGGAAUAGGAGGAGCUGGAGUUCAGCCAGGUGUUGGUACUGUUCCGGGCAUUCCUCAGACUGGUCUUCCUGGUAUGGGUCCUGGGGUCAAGGCUGCAAAAGCAGGAAAGGCAGCUGUGCCAGGAGUCGGAGUACCUGGAGCUUUUCAGGGGGGCGUGUUACCUGGGCAAGGACAUGGUGGGCGUGGUUUGCUCCCAGGCGUGGCAACAGGAACUGGACUCAGACCGAAGUCAGGUACUGGUGGAGUAAUGCAACCAGGGGUGUUUCACGGAUACCCUCUGAAAUCCCCCAAAGCCCAAGGUGGAUCCCCAUACGGUGGUGGCAAACUUCCUUAUGGCUAUGGUGGUUUUGGAACUGGUGCAGGACUACCAGGAGGAGGCGGCUCUAAACCAGGCUAUCCUACUGGCACUGGUGUUGGGACCCUGGGUGCUGCACAAGCCAAAGCUGCUAAAUAUGGUGCUGGAGCUGGUCUCGGUUUAGGUGGUGUCGGUGGGGUUCCCGGAGCUGGUGUCGGAGGGGUUCCAGGAGCUGGCGGUUAUUACCCAGGUGUUGGGGGUGUUGGUGGGAUUUCACCAGCUCAAGCCAAGGCUGCUAAAUAUGGUGCUGGACUGGGCGGUGUUGGUGGUGUACCAGGUGCUGGACUGGGUGGUGUUGGUGGUGUACCAGGAGCUGGAGGAGUUUACCCUGGAACUGGAGUUGGUACAGGAGCGCUCACUCCGGCUCAGGCGAAAGCUGCUAAAUACGGUGCAGGAGGAUACGGACCAGGGGCUGGAGGAGUUUAUCCUGGAGCUGGAACAGGAGGUUUUGUACCAGGAGCUGGAGGAGUUUUUCCUGGAGCUGGUACAGGAGGUCUAACACCAGCUCAAGCUAAAGCAGCAAAAUACGGAGCUGGAGGAGCUGGUUUGGGUGGUCUUGGUUUACCAGGAGCUGGAGGAGUUGUACCUGGAACAGGUGCAGGAGUUCUGACACCCGCCCAGGCCAAAGCAGCAAAAUACGGAGCUGGUGGAGCUGGUCUGGGUGGUGCCGGUUUACCAAGCACUGGAGGACUUUUACCUGGAACAGGUUACGCUGCUGCUAAAGCGGCAAAAUAUGGCGCAGGUCGAGGAGCUGUUCCAGGGGCUGUUCCAGGAGCUUUUCCAGGAGCUUUUCCGGGGGCUGUUCCUGGAGCUGUUCCAGGAGGUUACGCUGCUGCUAAAGCUGCAAAAUACGUAGGUGCAGGUCCAGGAGCUUUUCCAGGAGCUGUUCCAGGGGCUUUUCCAGGAGCUUUUCCAGGAGCUGUUCCAGGAGCUUUUCCAGGAGCUGUUCCAGGAGCUUUUCCAGGGGCUGUUCCAGGAGCUUUUCCAGGGGCUGUUCCGGGGGCUGUUCCAGGAGCUUUUCCAGGGGCUGUUCCGGGGGCUGUUCCAGGAGGUUACGCUGCUGCUAAAGCUGCAAGAUAUGUGGGCGCAGGUCCAGGGGCUGUUCCGGGAGCUUUUCCAGGGGCUUUUCCGGGAGUUUUUCCAGGGGCUGUUCCGGGGGCUGUUCCAGGGGCUUUUCCAGGGGCUGUUCCAGGAGGUUACGCUGCUGCUAAAGCUGCAAAAUACGGCACAGGUCCAGGAGCUGUUCCAGGGGCUGUUCCAGGAGCUUUUCCAGGGGCUGUUCCAGGAGCUUUUCCAGGGGCUGUUCCAGGAGCUUUUCCAGGGGCUGUUCCAGGAGCUUUUCCAGGGGCUGUUCCAGGAGCUUUUCCAGGGGCUUUUCCAGGAGGUUAUGCUGCUGCUAAAGCUGCAAAAUACGGCGUAGGUACAGGGGCAGUUCCGGGGGCUGUUCCAGGGGCUUUUCCGGGGGCUGUUCCAGGGGCUGUUCCAGGAGGUUACGCUGCUGCUAAAGCUGCAAAAUAUGGCACAGGUCCAGGUGCUGUUCCAGGAGGUGUUCCAGGGGCUUUUCCGGGGGCUGUUCCGGGGGCUGUUCCAGGAGGUUAUGCUGCUGCUAAAGCUGCAAAAUACGGAGGUGUAGGUCCAGGGGCUGUUCCAGGAGCUUUUCCGGGGGCUGUUCCGGGGGCUGUUCCAGGGGCUGUUCCAGGAGGUUACGCUGCUGCUAAAGCUGCAAGAUAUGGCGCAGGUCCAGGUGCUGUUCCAGGGGCUGUUUCAGGGGCUUUUCCAGGGGCUUUUCCAGGGGCUGUUCCUGGAGGUUACGCUGCUGCUAAAGCUGCAAAAUAUGGUAUCUCUACUGGAGCAGGAGCUGUACCAGGAGCAAUUCCAGGGGCUGUUCCAGGGGCAAUUCCAGGAGCUGUACCAGGGGCUGUUCCAGGAGGUUAUGCUGCUGCGAAAGCUGCAAAAUAUGGUGUCGGUGGUGCUGGAGUAGGAAGGGUGCCGGGAGCUGUGCCAGGAGCUGUGCCGGGAGCUGUGCCAGGGGGUUAUCCUGCUGGUGCUAAAGCAUUGAAAUAUGGUGCUGGGGGAGCUGUGCCGGGUGUCGGGGCCGUGCCAGGAGUGGGUGGACGUCCAGGUCUGGGGGUACCCGCAGGACCCGGAUAUUUGCCCUAUCCUGGUGGAUAUAAGCCCCCCAAAUAUGGGGUCGCUGGAGGUGCUGAAACUGGACCAGGAGCCGGAUUACCGCUGCCUGCUACCGGAACAGGCGUUGGACCUGGAGGAUAUCCUACUGGAGGAAAACCACCUAAACCUGUUCUGCCAAGCACUGGCGUAACUGGAACAGGUGUCGAAGCACCUGUUGCGACACCUGGCACCGGGGUUGUUGCCCCAGGCGACACCGGUGCAGCUGCAAAACCAGCCAAGGGUCCGACUGCGGCUCCAGGAGAAAUCGUCGGUCCAGGACCAACGGCUAGUUCCGAAACUGUCAAGGCCCCUAAGCCCAUUGACGCUGGAGCCAUUCAACCUGGGCCUGCGAGAGGUGAUGGUGAUGUUCCUAAGCCUCCUAAGACUGGUGGUGUGGUAGGAUCUGGAAUAGGACCUGGUGUAGGAACAGGAGUAGUACCCGGAGUGGCACCAGGAGUAGGACCUGGAGCAGGUGUGAGGUAUCCUGGUGUUGUUCCUGGCGCUGCUGGUAAACCACCCAAACCAGGCUAUGGUUCUUUGGCGACUGGAGUUCAACCAGGCGGCAUCGCUCCAGGAUAUUAUGGAGGGUACCAACCGGCUUAUCCAGGAGCGUAUGGAGCAGGGCUGUCACCACAGCAAGCCAAAGCUGCCAAAUACGGAGCACUUCAGGGAUUCCUGGGUGGAGGUGGCUACGGAGGGGGUGCAGGGUGCCAAGGCAAAUACUGCGGCAAGAGAAGAAAAUAGAGUCGCUCUUGGGAUGUGAAGUGACCUCAAGAAACAAUGGUGCUACUGCAUGAUCUAGAAUGUACAUUUGAUAUGCAAAAACAGUCUUAUGUACGACGUGUUUUAUAGCUACAGGAAAUAUUUUUUACCGAUACAAUGAAAGGAAAGGGAGAGAGAACAUUCCAACUUGAAGCUGUUUUUUUUUCUGUAGACAGGGACUCCAUGAUCGACAAACUUAAAUCCAGGUUCAUUAUUUGUCAUAGAUGUUGUACAGUAGAGAUGAGGUACCUAUUUUUUCUUUGAUUUUGAUUACGAUUUUACGUAAAAGCCAUGAUAGUAUCCGUCCAGGUUCGAGUAAUGAUGUCACAGAUGGACUACUUUUAUAACGUUAUUUGCUUGUAUUAGGAAAUAAGACACUCUUUAGUUUGAUAGUUCUGAAUUUUAGUUGAUAUUUGUUGGAAACAGACCCCCCACACGUCAAUGGUGCUAUGUGAUUCGUUCAUAGGUAUAAAAACGUCUCGAUCUCUGUUUUCUUUGGGGUUUUAAUGCUUUUAUGCCAUGAAAAAGCAUUCAGACUAGAUUAAGGUGACCUUAUUUAGCAAACCAGUGCAGGAUCAGGGAACCAGUUCAUAAUCAGUUCAUAAUUAGAUAUGGGGUCUGUCUGAAAAUCUAGGAGUUCUGUACAUAGACGCACUUUACAUCAUUCUACACGCUCCUGGGAAGAAGGCAUGUCUCAAUUCUUAGUUGCCUUAAAAUGCUGCCUAAUGAGGUGCCUUAAUUCGAAGCGAUAACUGACUGAAUGACAAGGGAGCAUCCGAUGCUUCCUUAGCGGCACAACUUUUCUCACUAAAACAAAUACAAAUACAGUGCACGAAGGUGUAUAAGUGUAAUUUAUUUGCAAAUUCAGGCUUGUACGUGACAAUUCUAGCGGGUUGUGCCGCCUCAGCACAUUGAUUUGAAAACUGUGGUGACAUAAUCACAGUAAUCGCUGCCUAAGUAGUGUGCCUAAAUAAUCCGAAUUCUCUCUGUUUAGGGAGCUGCCUAGGUAGGGAUACCAUAGAGUCUACUCAUGCAAAGAGCUACAUAAUACAGGUUUUAAGUUUUAUUCAUGACGGUGGAGUAUUUUUUACCAGUGGCGUAACUACAGGGGAGGGCAGGGGGGGCAGGUGCACUGGGGCCCAUGGCAUGGGGGGCCCCUCCAUGACAUGAACGCAACCACCCACCUCACUGCCCCACCCUUUGGCUUUAUGCAUGUAUUGUGGCAAGCCAAAUAGGAAAUAUAUAGCAAACACUGAUAUAUAUGGAAUAAAACAGAUAUAUAUAUAUAUUUAAAUAUAUUUGUUGAGGGGGCCCAAAAUUUCUUUUUGCACUGGGGCCCAUGAGCUCUUAGUUACGCCACUGAUUUUUACCAUCCAAAAUCAGUAAUUCAUUAGUUUUUAUACACAACAGGGGGAAGCUGUAGAUUUAGUCUAUUUAUUCUGUGUAUUUGCAUAAAGAACAGCUUUAGCAGCUCAUCUGCUUGUUUGCCUAAGUGAACCAAACUGGUUCACCAUUAUUUCAUUGACUAUUUUCCAAUAUUUGCAUCUUUUUAUCAUCAAAUCACUGUUUUUUGGUUUGAAUUGACCUAAAGAUCUCUGUUGUUUCAUAAAAAUGAUAAUUUUUCUAUAAAAGAGAUGAAAAAUAGUACUGAUUUGUACAAUAUGCUAAUUUUGAACCUGGAAUCCACACAUACAAAUCAGUCUGUAAUUCCCUAAUAGGGAAUAGGUGCUUCCAUCACUUGAUCUAGAACGUUUUACUUUAGAAUACGUAUAGAAAUAGCUAUUAUAUAUCAUAUAAAUAAAAUAUGAAGGCUUAUUUACCAGCAGGUUUAUUUGCUUUGUUGUUUUGCACCAUUUAUACUUGACAUUUUGAAUUCAUCAAUAUUACCGAGUUUGUAAACAUGAUAUCGCAAUAGCAAAGUGUUGUUUCGUUUCGGUUUUGCUUUCAGUAUCUUAUGCAUUUUAGUCACUGUGGGUCUCUGUAAUACUGUAUAAGAUUUUUAAUGAAGAGCUGUGAGCAGUGUGUCCGAGUGCUAGUCCGAAUGUGUACGUGUGCGUUCGUGUGUCAUGUGUUCGUGAGUAGGCCUGUAUUUUGUCUGAUUGACAAAGCUUCACUUAAUAAGCUUCACUAGCUAAUGUAUUACCUAUCGAAUAUUCAACGAGUUCUUGUUAAUAAUUCAUUUCCACACCUUUGUUUUAUUGUUCUUUGUCCAACUUCCUACAGCAGCGCGUUCCACCUAACUGGUGCUAUAUCUGACCUGCCUGCGGUCAGACGCGUCCGUUCCGCCACAGCAUUUCCAUCUAAUUUAAAUGAACAGGCGGUACUGUUGCACUUUUCAUUCCACAACGCACAUUUGACAUGUUUUAAGAAACCUGGGCCUUUUAUCCGCUUAAGUGAAAACUAAAUAAACCAUUUUAAACCAA
This is a messenger RNA of Trichomycterus rosablanca, 6315 nucleotides long. RefSeq names its product elastin a (gene elna). The record is from RefSeq and is a predicted model, not a curated record. The transcript has 64 exons. The coding region runs from base 191 to 3874 and encodes 1227 amino acids. Gene Ontology annotation, molecular function: extracellular matrix structural constituent. Lineage: Eukaryota; Metazoa; Chordata; Actinopteri; Siluriformes; Trichomycteridae.